This is a messenger RNA of Rhipicephalus microplus (southern cattle tick), 1875 nucleotides long. It is a transcript of the gene Vps2, whose product is annotated as vacuolar protein sorting 2. Gene Ontology annotation, biological process: vacuolar transport. The record is from RefSeq and is a predicted model, not a curated record. Lineage: Eukaryota; Metazoa; Arthropoda; Arachnida; Ixodida; Ixodidae.
CACAUAUCGCGCAACUUAUACUGCGGUUUUUUUAAGCUGAACUGAAGCUGUCACGACGCAGCAAUCGUUUUGUGCGAACGUCCUCGGACAUCAGAUCACGUUAAGCUAAGAGCCGGAGGUGCAAAGUCGUUCGUCGACCACGCUCAUUGCCCGCAUUGCUUCUUGUUCGGCUUUCGUGACAGCAGUACAACUUUCACGGCGUUAUGCGCUGGUUAUUUAGUUUUAUUAGCGUGGGCGGAUUGCGGGGUAAUGCUUUAGCAAUACCUUGAGCAGUCUUCCUCAUUCUACGUGUACGAAUGUUUAAAAAGAAAACAUGGAGUGGCUUUUUGGUCGCAAGAAGUCGCCAGAGGAGAUGCUUCGGCAAAACCAGCGGGCUCUCAAUAAAGCCAUGCGUGACCUGGACAGAGAGCGCGUAAAAAUGGAACAGCAGGAAAAGAAGAUCAUCAUGGACAUUAAGAAAAUGGCCAAGGACAAUCAGAUGGACGCCGUGAAGAUCAUGGCGCGGGAUUUGGUUCGGACACGGCGGCAAGUGAAAAAGUUCAUCCUGAUGCGGGCCAACAUCCAGGCGGUCUCGCUGAAGAUCCAGACACUUCGCUCGCAGAAUGCCAUGGCACAAGCCAUGCGAGGCGUCACGCGUGCCAUGCAGAGCAUGAACAAACAGCUGAACCUGCCACAGAUACAGAAGAUAAUGCAGGAGUUCGAGAAGCAGUCUGAAAUUAUGGACAUGAAAGAGGAGAUGAUGAACGAUGCCAUCGACGACGCAAUGGGCGAUGAUGAAGAUGAGGAGGAGAGUGAUGCCAUUGUGAACGAGGUCUUGGACGAACUGGGUCUCCAGCUUUCCGAAAAGCUGACAGAUCUUCCAGAAGCCGGCGGAUCGCUGAGUGCGGCCGCACAAAAGGGCAAGGCGGCCACACCUGCUGCCGUCAGCGACGCCGAUGCUGAUCUCCAGGCUAGACUCGAAAACUUGCGAAGAGAAUAGACGCUGCGCCUGACUUUGGCUAGAGGGAACUGCGCAAAAUGUGUUUUUUAAGUCUUGUAUAAAAAAAAAAUUACGUUCGUUUGCCGAGGAUGCUGUUGUGGUCUUCAAACAAAGAAACAAAAGAAGCGUACUUCCACCUUAAUGCCUCCAGUAGGAGAGAGCAUAAUGCUGGUCUAUGACUGCUUGCCUGAUCUUUAGUAAUAGUCAGCCAGUGUUCAAGCUUGGAAGCUGAGAAGAAAAAUCAGUGGGGGAAUGGUGCUACUGACUGCCAAAAUCACACUUUACGUUUCUAUGUUAUGUUAUUGUAAGAAAUAGGACCUCACAAAAUUUCAUGAGCUAGGUGUUGCAGUGCACAAGCUCUGAAAGUGAAAGUAUGGGCACUGCGAGUGCUUACGUAAAUUUUCUAAAUUUCUUACUAUGCAAACUGAUAGAAAUUCGGCAUAACUGUUACUACUGCGUGAAAACAAAAAUUAAUAUUAAAACGGUGUUCUUUUAAGAACUGUUCCUGCUGCAAGCAAACGAAAAUUAAUAUUAGAACUUAGACUGCUUUGAACAGUAUUGCGCUGUAAACUAGCCACAUUCCAGUUAAAAAGCUUAUACUGGUGCAGCAAUUAGGUGGCUGCCUGUGCCAUCCACAAGCUUUUUCAAUUCAAUUUUACAAGAUGAAUCUGGCUACAAGCAAGCAUGAGCUUCAAAACAUAGCCUUUGGUACACAUGUUGAGCUGACCUGCCACACCUUGUUUUCAACAUUGAAAAAAAAAAAAAAAGCACAGAUGUACCACUAGUAAGCUCACUAAUGGACAGCAAUGAUUCAAAUGUAAUGCAUCCUCCACAGUUGUUUUGCAAUCGCUUGCAUACUUGCUGUAAUAUAUAAUAAAACUGCUUUAUCCAAGUUU